Messenger RNA from Salvelinus fontinalis (brook trout), 5377 nucleotides. Its product is annotated as golgin subfamily A member 6-like protein 22. The record is from RefSeq and is a predicted model, not a curated record. The transcript has 2 exons. NCBI's taxonomy places the organism in Eukaryota, Metazoa, Chordata, Actinopteri, Salmoniformes, Salmonidae. The coding region runs from base 1957 to 3516 and encodes 519 amino acids.
UCUUCUGUCUGUUUGUCUUGCUGACUUAUCUGUCUGUCUGUCAGACUAUCUGUCUGUCUGUGUACUGUCUAGCCAGCAUAUGCCAGAAAGGUUCUUUCACAUAGGCUCAUAUUCACAAAGUCUCAUAGAAGGAGAGCUGAUCAAUAAUCCGUUUUGUCUUUUAAAUCAAACUGAAUCCGUUUUGAUGGACAGGAGGGGACCUGAUCCUAGAUCAGCACUCCUACACUGAAACACUUUGUGAACACAAUCCAGGUGUGAUUAUGAAGUUGUGAUGAGCUAUUAUUAUAUUAGUCCCGUGAUGUAGGCUAGAGCUUGAGUACUGUAGUCUGAAGGCUGUUUCUGAAUUCACUGACCUGGUGAGUAAAUGUUGUGUACAAUGGCACCAUCUAGUGACAGAAACAUAGAAACACACAUUGUUGCUGAACGAAGGCAUCUCUUAUAUUUUCCAGAAAUCAAACUUGUAGACCUUUCCUGCAGUCUCUGAGGAGAUGGACACCUCUUCUUCUUCUGGACGAUCUCCGUCUCCUACUGGGACUGUCUUCUUACCCCCUCCUAUCAUGUGGAACAGUCUCUACAAGCAGGCAGAGAUGGAGGUUCAGUUCCUGAGGGAAGAGAAGAAGACCUGUACAGAGUAGGAAGCCCACAUGCUUGAGUUGAGGGGGAAGGAUCGAACGAUCCAAAAUCAGAAGAAGGAGAUGGACAGACUUCAAGUGUGCCUCUGGGAGGAGGCAAAGAAGAAGAGGAAUGGUGGAACGGAGAAGGACGAGAUGAUUGAACAACUACAGUCUGAGACAGAGCAUCUCAGAGCCCUUUUGAAAGAUGAAAGGAGGAGAAGAAGAGUAGAAAGGGGUAUAAUGAAAGAGUGGAAGGCUGAGAUCCUGAGACUGAGGGAGGCAGAGAGCCAGAGGGAGGCAGAGAGCCAGAGGGAGGCAGAGAGCCAGAGGGAAGCAGAGAGACAGAGGGAGGCAGAGAGACAGAGGGAGGCAGAGAGACUGAGGGAGGCAGAGAGACAGAGGGAGGCAGAGAGACAGAGGGAGGCAGAGAGCCAGAGGGAGGCAGAGAGCCAGAGGGAGGCAGAGAGAAAGAGGGAGGCAGAGAGCCAGAGGAAAGCAGAGAGAAAGAGGGAGGCAGAGAGAGCCACAGAAUGGGAGGAGAACCAGGGAAACAUGCAGGAGAUCAACAGACUAAAACAACUUCUGGAGCUGCUGAUGGUGGACCUUCAACUGGCCCACGUAAGACAUGUCAUUGUUAUUAUUAAAAGGCAGUGUAUAUUCACCCGGCUGAAAAUGAAUGGCGGCAGUAUGCUAACCCAAUGUUAACUUUUAUGCCUUUCCUAAACGUUAACCCUUACCUUAACCUCACUGAAACAAUACCUAACCUUUAACCAUAACCCAACCCUAGGUCCUAAACCUAACCUUCAUUUAUCUCAACCCCUACGCCUUUCUUCUGCCGGUUGAAUAUCCACUUCCUUAUUAACGUCAUUACUGUUGUUGUUGUUGUUGUUGUUAACUGUAUCUGUGCAGGUUGUAAAUAAUUGCAUUAGUGAAACAUCAUUUGUAGGAGUCAUUUCUACAAGCAGAAACAUCAGAGGCAACAUUGUUGUAACAUCACACAAAUUGCAAUGGGAAUUUCUCAAACCCCUAACUGAAUGGGCAAGCUCGUUGUGUGUUUGUAUUUGUACACAUUUUGGACAUAAUUGAUUCCAUAAAAUGUCUCAUCAUUUUUUCAAACCAUGUCAAUACAUUAAUUGACAAUGAAUUGUCCAGAUGAAUUGAUCAAAAUGACUCUACUAUUGAUGUUGUCCAGUGUUUGAUUCAAUUAGCUAGGUCUAAGUUGUAUUUCUAUGUAUCAUUCUCUGCAAAUGCUUUGAAAGUAUGUCUUGGUCAAAGAUUAUCACUAAUUUAACCUUUUCAAAUUAAGCAAGAGAUAGAGAGAUUGAGGAUCAGGCAGAAAGUCAUGGAGGAUCAGCGACCAAGACUGGCCUGGAACAACAAACCUAUUGAGACAGAAAGAGAGAGGGAAAGAGAGAAAGAAAGGGAGAGAAAAGCAGAAUUGGAAAGACAAGAAAUGAAGAAGAAAGUGAAACAGGCAGAAGAAACGAUAAAAGUGUUAGAAGGAGAGAUUGAGAGAUUGAAAGAGACUGAAAAGGAAAUCAUAUUUGAAAGAGAAAGAGACAUGCGUAUUGCAGAGAAUGAGAAAGUCAAACUGGUUAACGAAAAGGUGAAAGAGUUAGAGAGAGAGGUUGAGAGACUGAAAGAAGAUAUGACAACAAAAGAGAUUCAAUACAAAAUCAAAUUUGAAAAAGCAAAAGAAGCGUAUAGAAGACAGAAUGAGAGAGUGAAACAGGUUAACCAAAAUGUACUAGUGUUAGACAGAGAGGUUGCGAGAAUGAAAGAAGAGAUUAGAUUGAAAGACGAGACUGAACCAAAGAAAACAUUUGAUAGAGACAGAGAGAGAGAAAAGGAUUGGAGACGAACUGAAGAGGAGAUGAAAAAUAGAGUGGAGAGAGAGAUGGAGAUGGAGACAGCCCUCAUCAAUGACAAAAAGAAGUCUGAAUUGGAGGAAGUCUUCAAGAAAAUCAAGGAACAGCUGAAAGAAUUAGAAAAUAUGGAAACAGACAAAUAUAAAUGGAAACAGAACCAAAUGGACAUGGAGGAGAAGAUGGAGGGUGAGAACAACAAACAGAAAGAGGUAGAAAGAAAGAGAAUGGAGAAAAUACCAAAACAGAGACAACAAGAAGAUGAGAAGAAGAAGGAGAUGGAGAGAGAAGAAGAAGAGGAGAGACGCAAACAGAAGCACAUAGAGAUGGAAGAGGAAGAAAGAGAGCGGGAGAAAGAGAGACAGAGACAGAUCAAAAGGAAGAGAAUGGAGAAGAGACAGAAAAACAUUGAAAGAGAAGAAGAGAGACAGCGAGAGAUUGAAAGAGAGCAUGAAGAAGAAAGAUGUAAACAGAUGCAAAUAGAGAUGGAAGAGGAAGAAAGAGAAGAAGAAGAGAGACAGAGAGCGAUCGAAGAGAAAGAGACACAGAGAGAGAUGGGAGAGAAAGAGAUACGACGACAACAACAAGAGGAGAGAAAGAGAACGUUUGAGAGAGAUCAAGAAGAAGAAGAUAUAUGGAAACAGAAGCAAAUUGACAUGGAGAAGGAGGGAAGAGAGAAGGAGAACAUGAGACAGAGAGAGAUAGAAGAGAUACACAGGGGACAACAACAAGAGGAGAGACAGAAACAAAUGGAGAUGAAGAAAGAAAGGGAGAAAGACAAUGAGAAUCAGAGAGAGAUGGAAUUAAAAGAUCAGCAACAAAAAGAGAUGGAGAAAGAAAAGAUGAUUAUGAGAGAGAGGGAGGAAGCAGGAAGAAGAAAGGAGGGGCAGAAAAAUAUUUUUGGGGAAAUUGAAGGACAGAAUGAACUGGAGAUAGAACAGGAGAGAGAGAUGGAAGAAAUGCAGGAAGUGAUUAAGGAAGCAGAGGAAGAGUACAGGGAAAGAGAAGAGAGAGCAAAGGAAGUAAGCAUGAAGUGAUUAAGGAAGCAGAGAAAGAGUACAGGGAAAGAGAAGAGAGAGCAAAGGAAGUAAGCAUGAAGUGAUUAAGGAAGCAGAGGAAGAGUACAGGGAAAGAGAAGAGAGAGCAAAGGAAGGAAGCAUGAAGUGAUUAAGGAAGCAGAGGAAGAGUACAGGGAAAGAGAAGAGAGAGGAAAGGAAGUAAGCAUGAAGAAACAUGUAGUAGUUAAUGUUAAAGCAAAAGCACGGGACGUCUUCAAUAGACGUAAAGAGAGGAGGUUAGAAGUGUUGAAGGGGGAACGAGAACACAUAGAAAGAGGACAACAAAUCAGCAGGGAGAAGGAGGAAAGACGGCUGGAGAUGGAAAGAAAACAGGAGAGGGCAAGACGACAAGAGGAGCAGGAUAAAAAACAAGAGAUUGAAAUUGCUAGACAGAAAGAAAUGUUCAGACUAAGAGAGGAGGAGAGGCAGAGAGAGGAAGAGAGAGAGGAUCAGAGAAAGAGAGCCAUUGAAGGCUAUUUAUCUUUAAUCAGCGAGAGAGAGAAGAUAACAGAGGCAAAAAAAAGAGAGGAGAUGGCGGAAGAGGAGGAGGAAAAGGAAGAUGACAAGGAGGACCUUGUCCCACCCUAUAAAAAUAGCCGAAGGGGAGCAAUGGGCUGGGUGAAUAAGAAGUGGGAGAAGAGGAACAUCAAGAAGAUAGAGAGAGCAUAUCAGAGAGAAGCUGAGGAGGGCUAUAAGAUCGUCCACAUAGGUAAGACCUGUUUUCCCUCUGCUUAUAACAUCAUCCUCUUUAGUCUCCUCUACACACAUAAGUUCCACACCAGUCAUCAUGUUGCAUCAUUGUUUCAAUAUAAAACUACUGUCCAAAAUGCUGAUCUAUUAUCAACUUAAAUGGAAUGUACCCAGGGAAUUUAGAAUGGAAAACCCAACUGGAUCUCAAUGGUCCUGGUCUAAAGUAGUGCAUCAUAGCCUUUUGGGGCCCUAAGAAACGCUUUGUUUGAUCUGGAGAUGGCCAGCAGGAGGGGCCAACGAGGCCACAGGCAUGGGCAGAGAACCAGGAGGGGAGUUCAGAGAACCAGCAGGAGUGGCCAGAGAACCAACAGGGGGGGCCAGACAGCCAGCAGCUAGAAGCUCCAGAAAAGGCUGAGACAUCAGAGCUAAUCUCAAAGAAAAAGAAAAGGCCAGGCAUCUGGAAGAGAAUUAAGAUGGGGUAAAGAAUGUUUAAACACAUGUAUUCAUGUUUUACACUGUUAAUAUAUAUGUUGUCACUUCUAUUAUCCAAAUGUGAGGGUUUAGUGUACAUGCAACACACAUGUAAAUAUAUAGAUACUUACCUGUCUCUGAUGUCUCACAGUAUUCCUGACCUGCUGUCUGCCUAGAGCUGGAACUCGACGAAGCCACAGUUCCAUUGAGGUUACGUUGGUCAUUAAAAGUGUCGCCCAAUAAUUCCUCCUCCUCUUUAAGUCAUCAAGCCACAUUUCCUCCACAAAACAUUAUCGUCUCCUCAAGCCAGCAAGUAUCCUCUUUAUCAGGCAACAAACCAUCGAAGGUCAGUGACCCUCCUCCCCAGAGCAGAGGUUCUCAUCUUUAUCCUAAUUAAAUUCAUCUCUACUCACCACCUCUACAGUCCUAGAAAAUAUCCCCAAAUGGACAUGGUUUAAACAGAAGUCCUCCCCUGAGACCAGUGGCUCCACAAACCAGAGUUUCUCAUCUUUAUUCAAGUUGAACGCAACUCUGAUCAUUUCCACCACCUCACCUGUUAAGGGGAGGUGCUGAAAAGGAGGUCUGGGAGGAGGUCUGCAGGGAGCCUGGACCGGACCGGUAGCAGCUAAGUUGCUGGCUCCAUCCCCGGGCAGAGCUACUCAAGUCAGGCCAGUGAUGU